UGGAAGCUUGCGUCGCGAGGGACAGGUUGAUCAACUUCCGAGAAGAUGGGACUCAUUAGAAACUACCUCGUAAGCCUAUUUCUCUACAUCUCCAUCAUCAACGAGAUUCGUCAACCUGCGGUGACGUGUCAAGAUGAAGAAGGCAGCCAAUGCAUACCAAAGAAGACCUUCAUGGCACUGUUGCGCUUACCGGAAGUCAGCUCGAAUCUGGCAGCCUAUUCGAGAACGGCGAGGAUUAUUCAGGAAACGAAGAAUCAUAACGACAUGGCUCAUUUGAAAGCUUUCAGUUCAGAAGAAAACGAGGACGCCGAAAUCUGCAUACCCACUGGUGUUUACCUGGAGCUUUUUAGGAACCCGGCAUUGCGAGCUCAUCUUAGUGUUAUAGCGCGUACUCACAAGUUGCCCGAAUUUCCCGGACGUCUUCUGGACGAGGAAAUUAAUUCGAGGGACCUAAUUCCCGAAUCGGAAAAACGCAGUCUCGCUACUUUGGCCAAGAACGAUGAUUUACCGAUCACUCUACAGGAACGCGAAGACGAGAGCGAUGACGAAGAAAAAAGGAGCGCAUCUCCUAGAUUUAUCGAAUUAAGCGAUAACAUGGACGGAAUGAUGCGUGAGUUGGUGGACGAGGAGAACCGUCAACGGGCGUCCGAGAUCUACGAUUAUCUGUCCGAGCUGGAUCCGGAGGUGGUCGAGUACCCGCUUGACAAACGUAACAUCGGUUCUCUGGCGCGUGACUUUGCGUUGCCUACGGGCAGACGUCACAUCGCCUCGGUGGCUCGCGAUCACGGUCUACCGGGCGGCAAGAGGAACAUCGGUGCCCUGGCUCGACAGAGCAUGUUACCGUUGAACGGCAAGAGGAACGUCGCCUUGCUGGCGAGAUAUUACAUGCUGCCGCAAAACGGCAAGAGGAACGUCGCGGCUCUGGCCAGGGACUCCUCUCUGCCUAACGGCAAACGAUAUCUCGGUUCGUUGGCGCGAAGCGGCGGCUAUAUUCCUGUCCGCCAGGACGACGAGGAGGACAAGCGCAGCAUCGCCUCGUUGGCGAGAAACGCCGGCUGGCCGGGUAUCGUGAAACGAGGACGCAUGGCACCGGGAAGGAUAAUCGUGCGAGUGCUCAAUCGUCACGGGAGAUCGUUGAGCGACGAUCACGAGGCGCACAGCGAGCCCCUGGACCUUCAGCAACUCAUCAGGCAAGGACAUAACCAGGACAAAGAGAACGAAUGGCAGACUACUCCUUUCAGCGUCUCGGAGGAUCUGGACGAAGGCAAGGCGAAGAAUAGGUCGAACAGGAGGAUGGACGCCACGUCGCAGACGAGGCACAAGAGACAGAUCGACUUCUCCGAUGAAUAUCCGCUGCCCGUCAUGCAGAACACCAAUAUACUCGAUUAUGAGGAUAUGAUGGAAGCGCUCGAGCACUAUCCGAACACGGAGAAGAGGUUCUUGGGUUCCGGGUCGGAGUUGCCGGCCGAUUCGGGCUAUCCUGAAGUAUUGCAACUGAGUAAGAGACAUAUCGGGGCCCUCGCACGCCUCGGCUGGCUUCCGUCGUUCCGUGCACCACGAUUUUCUCGAUCACCGCGAUAUCUGGUCGAAAGGGAGAAUCCCGCAGAUGGGUCCUCGCCCAACUACACCCCCGACGCGUCGACUCGGUCGCUAAAACCGAUAUUCACCCCGAAAACUCGCUACUUGCAGUCCCUGCACGGAGAUUGUCGACACGGCUUCAAGAAGUUCUUGCUGUUACCGGAUAUGGAUAACUUCCUACGGACGAAUUCUCGCAUCGCGCCCCACUCCAUGUAAAAUCUUUGUUUCGCUGCUCAUCCAAGGCAGCACCGUACGAAUAUUGAAUAUAUCAGACUCACUUGUGUUACUACCGUGAAAUUAUAAAAGAAAAGACGAGGGGAAAGUAACACGAAGACUAAACCAGUGUAUAUUCCGAGAGUCUGACGUUCUUCCUUACUAACUAUUAAUCAUCCCUUGUCAACAGUAGAUACGCGAAUAUUUCUAUCACUAUCAGAUGAUAAUCCGUUGUCAGUUAUAUAUAUAUAUAUAAAAUUUACAAGAAAAUUUUAUCGAAAACAUUAAAUAAAUUUAAAAUUAAAAACAGAUUGCAUAAUAAAAGUAAGGAAGUCCGUUGUGUAAUUAAGCGACAAUCUAUAAAUUUGGAGAAAAUUAAUUUUGUCGCAGAAUCCGUCGAUGGACAAUAAGCUUACUGCUCGCCGACAAUAAUCUUACAAUAAUCCUAAUGUAACGCCUUAAAUGUGCCAUUUGUAUCAAACAGAUUUAAACUAUUAUCCAGAAAGCUUAUCAUGUAUUUAAAAGAGAUUACAAUUUACAGUUAUAAAUUUUAGAUCUUUGUUAUAUUUGACUUUGUUAUUAGAGACUAUUACAAAAUUUCUGCAAGUACAUUUCUUAAUAUUUAUAUCUUCAUACUUCUCUCAAUGUCGACGUGUAACAAAUAUAUUGCUGUGACUUUUAUCAUUCGUAUCUUUUUAAACAAGAUGAGAAAUGUCUUUACGAUCGCCGAUCAACUGAUCUGCAACAAUAAUUAAUCAGCUUAUGAUUUGACAAUAUUUGACAAUAAUUUGACAAUAAUUUUUUAUCAUUAAUAAUAUUUGAUUCAGCAGUGUCAAGUCAUUUUCGAAAUGAUUCAACGAAAAAUACAAUACUUUGGUCUCGUGGCUUCUCGUCGCGAUAAUACGAAUGGAGGAAGACAGGAUAAAGGAUGUGGCCACAAUUUGGUCAGUACUACUUCGUAAUAAAUCAUCGUGAGAUCGAAAUAUUAAACGAAUGCAGCCCCGAGAAACUGUAUGUCACUUUGACGAUUAUUACUUAGCCCAGAUUUGCCGAUAAAUCAUCACGAGAUCGAAAUAUUUUAUUUGCUCCAACGCUUCUCUGGCGACCGUGUUAAGCCAUAGGAUCGUAAAAAAAAGGAUUAAGAUUCGCAAUUCAGAGAUUAUUACCAGGCGUAAAAGCAUAAAUCGUAAUCGAGCGAAAUAUUCCAGAAAUGGUUGUUUGAAAACAGAAUGAUAUAAAUUCGCAAUUGUGAAAUAUGCGAUACGAUUAUGACACAUUAGUUAAUCGAAAAAAUUAUCGUUAUUUUUCAGAUAUUUCUCAUCCUGUUGGAUUAAUAUUUCUACGACUCAUGAUGUGUGAUUUUAGGUACUUGUGUUAAGAAUCAGAAAAGCAAUGGAUAUAUUCUUUAAUUUUAUUAUUUGGUUAAAUAAGAAUUAUAAUUUUUUGAAAUAAUGCACAAUUAUUUAGAACACAAUUUUAAUUCUUUAUAGGAAAAAUAAAAUAAUCUUUGAAACUCUUUUUC
This is a messenger RNA of Nylanderia fulva, 3313 nucleotides long. RefSeq names its product Neuropeptide-like precursor 1 (gene Nplp1). Lineage: Eukaryota; Metazoa; Arthropoda; Insecta; Hymenoptera; Formicidae. The record is from RefSeq and is a predicted model, not a curated record.